CGCCAUUUCACUAGAUUGCGGGCAAGAUGACGGCGCAGCGCUGGCAGGGCUCGCGCAGUGACUAUGCGCGGGCAGACGCGAUACCCGCGACGCUCCGACACAAGGUCUUCCACGACAACGUCACGCCGCACUGGUCGUCCGACAGCACCCGCUUCUGGUACCUCCGGGCGAUGCCGCCGCCGCAAGCGCCCGAGUUGCACUUUAUCGACUGCCGCCGUGGCGUGCGGUACGUCGACGCCGCCCGGCUCCAGCUCGCGAUCGCGACGCACAUGGGCAUGCCCGAGGUGCAGCUCACGCGCGCGACGUUCGUCGACGACAUGGACCAUCUCGUGCGCGUGGCUGUCACAACUGCGUCGGGUUCGCGCUGGUUCCUCUGCGAUGUACACUCGUACGACGUGGAUAUGGAGCCCACCGAUGUGUCGGGCGACGUCGCCUCGAAAGCGACUGCCAUGGUCUCGACGAAUGGCGGGGCCGAGAUCAACCUCGUCGUCGCCAACGCCUACAGCGCCCCGAUCGUCAUGCGCUGGGUCGACACGGACGGUGAGACCCAUCAGUACAGCGAGAUCCGCCCAGGCGGCGAAGCCAAGCAGCACACGUACGAAGGCCAUGUGUGGCAACUCGUCCACAUCGAGAGCGACAUGAUCCUGGCGUGGUAUCGAGGCGCAGGCCAUAGCGAGCGCAUUGAGCUCCGAGGGCCCGACGCCAUCGUCACGUCGGUGCUUGUGGACGACGAGACGCCAUCAACGGACGCAUUCAAUGUUGUGGUCGAUGGCGUUGGCCUGACGACCGACGGCAGCUCGCUCUUGCAGUACGAAGACGUGACGAUUUGUCCGCAAAAGGCGUACAUUGCCUGCUUUCGCGUGCACUACCCGGCGCAACCGCGACAGCUCACUCUGCUCGAGAUGGCGGCGCAAACGACCGACCCGCGAACAAUGGACGUCUCGGCGCGCGUCCAGACACACAAGUACCUCAAGCCGGGCGAUCCGCUGCCCUAUCACGAACCGCUCUUGAUUGAGAUUGCCACACAGCGCGUCAUUGCUGUUCAGUCGCCGGACCUCUUUGCUGCAAGCUACAGCAACACGCAGUGGCACUGGCACCCGAGUGGGGACUGGGCCUUUUUCCUGCACGAUGCCCGCGGCCACCAGUGCCAGCGUCUUAUUGCAGUGCACGCCAGCACGGGGCAGAGUAAAAUGCUCGUGGAAGAGACUAGUGAGACGUUUGUCGACCACCCGCGCACGUACCUCAAGUACUUGCCGAUGUCGAAUGAGAUUCUGUGGUCGUCGGAGCGAUCUGGGUACCGACAUUUGUACCUCUACACGCUUCCGUCGCGCUUCCAGGAGCUCGACCGUCUCUGCGCUUUUACACUCACCCAAGGCCCCUUUGUUGUCUCGGGCGUCACUGUGAUCGAUGAAACGGAGCGCAGUGCGGUCCUUAGCGUCCGCGGGUUCGAUGACACGAUGGAUCCGUACUACGUCCAGUACGUACGCCUCAACCUCUCGACGCGGGCGCUCACGCGUCUAACAAUGGCUGAUGCAACCCACGACCCACCUCGCUUCUCACCCGACAAGAGCGUCUACCUCGAUCGCUACUCGCGCAUCGACUUGCCGCCGAUGGUCGAGCUGCGUCGGACUGUCGAUGGCGCCCUCUUGUUGCACGUCGAGUCGGCCGACAUUGCGGCACUACUUGCGACCGGGUGGCAGCCGCCGAUGCGGUUUGACGUCGCUGGCCGUGACGGCACCACGCGCAUCUAUGGCAUUGUCGUGCUCCCGCUGAUGACGGCGCCACCGACUCGGCCGUUCCGAGUGAUUGAGAAGAUCUACGCGGGCCCGCACGAUGCCUUUGUGCCCAAGAGCUGGAACCUCUGCCUCGAGAUGCGAGCGCUCGCAGAGCUCGGUUUUGCUGUCGUUCAGAUCGACGGUAUGGGCACGGCCCAGCGCUCCAAGGCCUUCCACGACGUCUGCUACCGCAACCUCCUGGACGCGGGCCUUCCCGACCGCGUGCGCUGGCUCGCCGCCGUCGCUGCCAAGUGUCCAAUGCUUCUUGAUGUCAGCUCUGGCGUUGGCAUUUAUGGCGGGUCGGCCGGUGGUCAGAGCGCAGUGGCUGCCCUGCUGACGCACGGCGACGUGUACCAUGUAGCGGCCGCCGACUGCGGCUGCCACGACAACCGCGUCGACAAGCUGUGGUGGAACGAGCUUUUUAUGGGACACCCAGUUACCGCGUGCUACGCAGCCAACGCCAACAUAACGCACGUCCAGCGCUUGGACUCGCGACGCCAAAAGCUCCUCCUCACCGUCGGUCUCCUCGAUACAAACGUCGACCCCGCAUCGACGUUUCAGCUCGCGCAAGCGCUCAUGGACGCCGACAAGGACUUUGAGCUGCUGCCAUUUCCGCGUCUUGGACACGGGGCCGGCGACAGCGCGUACGGAAAGCGAAAGCGCAUGGAUUUCUUUGUGCAGCAUUUGCUUGGGACCGUCCCGCGCCACGGCGACUAACCCUGCGUUUGGAAACGAAACAUAUAGAACUGU
This is a messenger RNA of Saprolegnia diclina VS20, 2525 nucleotides long. RefSeq lists its product as hypothetical. The transcript has 7 exons. Gene Ontology annotation, molecular function: serine-type peptidase activity. Bases 27 to 2492 code for a protein of 821 amino acids. Gene Ontology annotation, biological process: proteolysis. Lineage: Eukaryota; Oomycota; Saprolegniomycetes; Saprolegniales; Saprolegniaceae. The record is from RefSeq and is a predicted model, not a curated record.